Hipposideros armiger (great roundleaf bat) is the source of this 788-nucleotide messenger RNA. RefSeq names its product CD160 molecule (gene CD160). Gene Ontology annotation, cellular component: plasma membrane. The transcript has 4 exons. The record is from RefSeq and is a predicted model, not a curated record. Lineage: Eukaryota; Metazoa; Chordata; Mammalia; Chiroptera; Hipposideridae. Gene Ontology annotation, molecular function: transmembrane signaling receptor activity. The coding region runs from base 223 to 777 and encodes 184 amino acids. Gene Ontology annotation, biological process: regulation of adaptive immune response.
UGAAGGCAGAGCACUGACGGAAGUGGGACAUGGGGUUUUAACAAGACUGAAGAACAAGCCAAGGGCUGAGAACUUAUUCAAAGUGCCGUCACCAGAGACCCCCGCCUGAGAGGAGUGAACCACUGUCCUGAGGAGCCUGGGAAAGAAAAGUGUCACUUGGCCAGCUGGGCCAGCAUGCUGGCUCUUCUCCAGCAGACACGGGCGUCGUGACACUUUCCUCGAAUGGGAAAGAACACCACACUGUGUUCAUGGGAGGGAGAUCCAGGAAAGCGAGGCCUAGGACAUCACAGAGUCAACAUUUGCUUCGAGUUCUUGGAGCUGCUGACAUCGUGCAGGAUGCUGAUGGCGCCAGGCAGAGGCUGCUUUGGCCUGGCCAUCCUGCUGGCAGUUGUGGACAUCCAGCUCGGUGGAUGCAUGCAGAUCCUCAGCUCGUAUUCCCAGGAGGGCAAGCAACUGAGCUUUAUCUGUACUUUGCUGCAUAAGAAAGAAGAGGCGGAGGGGGUUACCGUGUUUUUGUGCAAGGACAAGUCUGGGGACUGUUCCCCAGAGAACAGCUUGGAGCAACUGAGGCUGAAACGGGAUUCUGGGACAGAUGGUGUCAGCGAAACAUCAUCUCAGCUGGUGUUCACCAUUGACCAAGCCACGCCGCCGGACAGUGGGACCUACCAGUGUUGUGCCAGCAGCCAGAAGCCAGAUGUCCGCCUCCAGGGCCGUUUCUUCUCCGUUUUAGUCACAGGUGAGCUCCUGAUGUCCCUAAUACCACCAGGUGGGACAUAAGCAGGGUCCAC